ACGUGCUGUGGGAGGAGGGCAAGGCAGCCUUGGAGCAGCUCCUCAAGUUCAUGGUGCACCCCGCCAUCUCCUCCAUCAACCUGACCACAGCGCUGGGCUCCCUCGCCAGCAUCGCCCGCCAGAGGCCCAUAUUCAUGUCUGAGGUGAUUCAGGCCUAUGAAACCCUGCAUGCCAACCUGCCCCCCACGCUGGCCAAGUCUCAGGUGAGCAGCGUUCGCAAGAACCUCAAGUUGCACCUGUUGAGUGUGCUGAAGCACCCAGCCUCCUUAGAGUUCCAGGCCCAGAUCACCACCCUGCUGGUGGACCUGGGCACGCCCCAGGCCGAGAUCACCCGCAACAUGCCCAGCAGCAAGGAUGCCCGAAAGCGGCCUCGAGAUGACUCGGAUUCCUCGCUCAAGAAGAUGAAGCUGGAGCCCAACCUGGGGGAGGACGACGAGGACAAGGAUUUGGAACCAGGCCCAUCGGGGACCUCGAAGGUCUCGGCCCAGAUCUCGGGCCAGUCAGACACAGACAUCACAGCCGAAUUCCUGCAGCCUCUGCUGACACCCGACAACGUGGCCAACCUGGUCCUCAUCAGCAUGGUGUACCUGCCUGAGGUCAUGCCUGCCUCCUUCCAAGCCAUCUACACCCCAGUGGAGUCGGCAGGCACCGAAGCCCAGAUCAAGCACCUGGCUCGGCUCAUGGCCACACAGAUGACGGCCGCAGGACUGGGGCCCGGUGUGGAGCAGACCAAGCAGUGCAAGGAGGAGCCCAAGGAGGAGAAGGUGGUGAAGCCUGAGAGUGUCCUGAUCAAGCGACGCCUGUCAGCCCAGGGCCAGGCCAUCUCGGUGGUGGGCUCCCUGGGCUCCAUGGCCACCCUGGAGGAGGAGGCGCCCCAGGCCAAGAGAAGGCCAGAGCCCAUCAUCCCUGUCACGCAGCCCCGGCUGGCGGGUGCCGGGGGCCGCAAGAAGAUCUUCCGUCUGAGCGAUGUCCUGAAGCCCCUGACCGACGCCCAGGUCGAGGCCAUGAAGCUGGGCGCUGUGAAGCGGAUCCUGCGGGCCGAGAAGGCUGUGGCCUGCAGCGGGGCGGCCCAGGCGCGCAUAAAGAUCCUGGCCAGCCUCGUGACGCAGUUCGACUCGGGCCUGAAGGCUGAGGUCCUGUCCUUCAUUCUGGAGGACGUGCGGGCCCGCCUGGACCUGGCCUUCGCCUGGCUCUACCAGGAGUACAACGCCUACCUCGCAGCCGGUACCUCGGGCUCCCUGGACAAGUACGAGGACUGCCUCAUCCGCCUGCUCUCCGGCCUGCAGGAGAAGCCAGACCAGAAGGAUGGGAUCUUCACCAAGGUUGUGCUGGAGGCGCCCCUGAUCACGGAGAGUGCCCUGGAGGUGAUUCGCAAGUACUGCGAGGAUGAGAGUCGCACCUACCUGGGCAUGUCCACCCUCCGAGACCUGAUCUUCAAGCGCCCGUCCCGCCAGUUCCAGUACCUGCACGUCCUGCUGGACCUCAGCUCCCAUGAGAAGGACAAGGUGCGCUCCCAGGCCCUGCUGUUCAUCAAGCGCAUGUACGAGAAGGAGCAGCUGCGAGAGUAUGUGGAGAAGUUUGCCCUCAACUACCUGCAGCUCCUGGUCCACCCCAACCCGCCAUCCGUGCUGUUUGGAGCCGACAAGGACACAGAGGUGGCAGCGCCCUGGACCGACGAGACAGUGAAGCAGUGUCUGUACCUCUACCUGGCCCUCCUACCUCAGAACCACAAGCUGAUCCACGAACUGGCAGCUGUGUACACUGAGGCCAUCGCCGACAUCAAGCGGACGGUGCUGAGGGUCAUCGAGCAGCCGGUGAGGCCCACCCCCAGCCCCUCCCCUGGUGUGUGCGCGAUCGCGGAGCACUGUCCCCAAGCUUUAAGAUCUAUUGUCACCAGGUGCCGCCUCCUCAUUCUGCCUGCAGUCCCGCCCUCCCCGGAGCUGGUGAAGCGCGUCCGGGAUCUCUACCACAAGCGGCUGCCCGAUGUCCGCUUCCUCAUCCCUGUGCUCAACGGGCUGGAGAAGAAAGAAGUGAUCCAGGCCCUGCCGAAGCUCAUCAAACUCAACCCCAUCGUGGUGAAGGAGGUCUUCAACCGCCUGCUGGGCACCCAGCACGGUGAAGGGAACUCGGCCUUGUCCCCGCUGAACCCUGGAGAGCUGCUGAUCGCAUUGCAUAACAUCGACUCGGCAAAGUGCGACAUGAAGUCCAUCAUCAAAGCCACCAACCUGUGCUUUGCGGAGCGGAACGUGUACACAUCGGAGGUGCUGGCCGUGGUGAUGCAGCAGCUGAUGGAGCAGAGUCCCCUGCCCAUGCUGCUCAUGAGGACCGUCAUCCAGUCCCUGACCAUGUACCCCCGCCUGGGGGGCUUCGUCAUGAACAUCCUGUCCCGCCUCAUCAUGAAGCAGGUGUGGAAGUACCCCAAAGUGUGGGAGGGCUUCAUCAAAUGCUGUCAACGCACCAAGCCCCAGAGCUUCCAGGUCAUCCUGCAGCUGCCACCCCAGCAGCUGGGCGCCGUGUUUGACAAGUGCCCAGAGCUCCGGGAGCCCCUGCUGGCCCAUGUCCGCUCCUUCACCCCCCAUCAGCAAGCACACAUCCCCAACUCCAUCAUGGCCAUCCUGGAGGCCAGUGGCAAGCAGGAGCCGGAGGCCAAGGAGACUCCUGCAGGGCCUCUGGAGGAGGAUGACCUGGAGCCCCUGGCGCCGGCCCCCGCCCCGGCCCCGGCCCCCAGACCCCCCCAGGACCUCAUGGGCCUGCGGCUGGCCCAGGAGAAGGCCUUAAAGCGGCAGCUGGAGGAGGAACAGAAGCUGAAGCCUGGGGGAGUGGGAGCCCCCUCUUCCUCCUCGGCCAGGCCGGCCCCCCCGCAGCCGGACGAAGCCGUGGAUUUCCGGGAGGAGGGGCCCGAGGGGGAGACCCCGGCCAUCUUCAUCAGCGUGGACGAGGACCCGGGGCUGCCGGAGGCCGCCUUGCUGGACUCGAGCCUCGAGGGGCCGCCGCCUAAGGUAGGGCUGGCUCCGCGGAGCGGCGAGGAAGGAGCCUACCGGCGUGUGCGCGGGCGGGCAACCGGCCGGCCUGUCUGCAAGCCUCCCUCCGCGGCGAUGGGGGACCCGCCGCCCGACCCCGAGCAGCCGCCGCCCGGCAGCUCCCAGGGCCCCGAGCCGCGGCGCAGCGGGGAGGCCCCCUUCGUCCAGUUCUCGCUGCCCCCGGAGGGGCCGCGGGCCGAGCUCGAAGCCCCGAGGGGCAGCCAGGAGGGGCCGGGGGCCGACGAGGAGCCGCCCUCGGACUCCCAGCGCCUGGCCUACCUGGACGAGGACGAGGACGGGCUGCAGGCCGAGCUCCUGGAGCAGCUGCAGCAGGGCCGGGGCAGCCUCCUCCAGCAGCUGGAGGCGGCCUUCCAGGACCCCCCGCCCGACGCCGCGGGCCUGUUCAGCUACCAGCGAGAGGACCAGCCGUUCGGCGAGGACGCCCUGCACGGGCCCUACGCGAGCGAUGACCCUUCGCUCCAGUUCUCGCCCUCCGAGCUGGGCUUCCUGCCCUUCGACAUGGAGGUGUCGGAGCCGGAGCCCCGGGAGCUGGCCGUGCAGAACGCCAAGGCCUACCUGCUGCAGACCAGCAUCAGCUGCGACCUGAGCCUGUAUGAGCACCUGGUGAACAUGCUGACCAAAAUCCUGAACCAGCGCCCAGAGGAUCCCUUGGCCAUCCUGGAGUCGCUGAACCGCACGACACAGUUGGAGUGGUUCCACCCCAAGCUGGACUCGCUGCGGGAUGACCCCGAGAUGCAGCCCACCUACGAGAUGGCCGAGAGGCAGAAGUCGCUAUUCGUCCGGGGCGGCGGCAGUGCGGAGGGCGAGCAGGAGAUGGAGGAGGAGGUGGUAGACACGGCCGUGCCCAACGUCAUGGAGUCGGCCUUCUACUUCGAGCAGGGCGGCGUGGGCCUGAGUUCCGAUGAGAGUUUCCGCCUCUUCCUGGCCCUGAAGCAGCUGGUAGAGCAGCAGCCCAUCCACACCUGUCGCUUCUGGGGCAAAAUCCUGGGGCUCAAGCGCAGCUACCUGGUGGCCGAGGUGGAGUUCCGGGAAGGCGAGGAGGAGGUGGAGGAGGAGGAGAUGGAGGAGCUGACCGAGGGUGGCGAGAUCAUGGAUGCCCACGGCGAGGAGGAGGGCGAGGAGGACGAGGAGAAGGCCGCCGACGUCAUCCCCAAGCCGCUCUGGAAGCCCCCGCCCGUCAUCCCCAAGGAGGAGAGCCGCUCGGGCACCAACAAGUACCUGUACUUCGUGUGCAACGAGCCCGGCCGGCCGUGGACCAAGCUGCCGCACGUCACGCCCAUCCAGAUCGUGCAGGCCCGCAAGAUCAAGAAGUUCUUCACCGGCUACCUGGACGCGGUCAUCAGCUACCCGCCCUUCCCGGGCAACGAGGCCAACUACCUGCGGGCCCAGAUCGCCCGCAUCUCGGCGGCCACGCACAAGCCCCUGGGCUUCUACCAGUUCAACGAGGAGGAGGGUGACGAGGAGGAGGAGGGCGGUGCAGGGCGAGACUCCUUCGAGGAGAACCCGGACUUUGAGGGCGUUCCCGUGUUUGAGCUGGUGGACUCCAUGGCCAACUGGGUGCACCACAUGCAGCACAUCCUUCCGCAG
Myotis lucifugus (little brown bat) is the source of this 4628-nucleotide messenger RNA. It is a transcript of the gene SYMPK, whose product is annotated as symplekin. Gene Ontology annotation, cellular component: radial spoke; mRNA cleavage and polyadenylation specificity factor complex. The record is from RefSeq and is a predicted model, not a curated record. Gene Ontology annotation, biological process: cilium movement involved in cell motility; cilium assembly. Lineage: Eukaryota; Metazoa; Chordata; Mammalia; Chiroptera; Vespertilionidae.